Molecule: messenger RNA, 1377 nt
Organism: Theileria equi strain WA
Lineage: Eukaryota; Apicomplexa; Aconoidasida; Piroplasmida; Theileriidae
Exons: 2
Coding region: 1-1377 (458 amino acids)
Biological process (GO): regulation of transcription by RNA polymerase II
Cellular component (GO): PRC1 complex
Source: RefSeq, a predicted model, not a curated record
AUGGAUGAUGAAAACAUACAGCCUGUUACAACAUAUACUCCGGAGGAUUCCUUUCAGAGCCCCGCAAAGGUACCUGAACAAUCCAGAGGACACAAAUCACCAGGCAGAUUAAGUAGGCAGUAUUACACUCAUAGCCCGAAAAUAAAAGUAGAAAAGACAAUUUCAAAGGGGAAUGAUGGCUCAAAAACGGAUAGGAGCAGAUCUUCUGCAUCUUCACCUCAAAAAUCUACAAAUUCAUCACCGUCUGGCCGACUAAUUAAACACACGUACAUGAAACCAGGACAAGGUGAAAAUGAAAUUGUUAAAACCAGGACAUUAUCUAGGACCUCCAGCCUUGGAUCAGAUACUAAUCCCACCUUUAGUAAAGCUGAGUUUUCGAGGCGAAUAUCCAUCAUUCGCAGUUGGUAUGAUGAUUUGCCCAUAAUAAAGAGCCGUAGAGAUGCUAUGAAUAAUCCGGAUGUAUCCGAGUCUCCAAACCCUAUUGAGACUAUGAGAAGGCCAAUGCUAAUUGAGACGGCUGAAGGUUUGGAUAUUCGUUUUGUACUGGGCAUUCUGACUGAUAUCUUAUCAUGCCGUUUGUGCAAGGGUCUCUUUUACAAUGCACAUACCGUGAGAGAAUGCAUGCAUACAUUUUGCAAAAGUUGUCUGAUACUUUCGACCAUUGAAUGCGGUCUAAUGUGCCCUACGUGCUUUACACCUAUCCCAGCUGAUAUUCUCGAAGGUAUUGAAUAUGAUCACAACAUACAGGGACUAGUGGAUAAAAUAUUCCCAAAAUUUAACGAGAUAGAAUCUGAACAAAAAAAAAUUCUUGACGAAAUUAUGGGAGUUUCUUCCACGGAAAGUACUCCUAUGGCCUCAUUUCCUCGGCAAUCUGGGAGUGAAGCUGAAGGGUUUGUUCCUCAUUUAUCUCAACUGGAGACUCCACGUUCGAAUCUAUUGAAUAACACACCAUUCUACCUAGUGGAUUCUACUCUGAACUUUAUAUCGGAUAUACUCGUGGACAAGGAAAAGAAUUUGGAUUCUUUUCAUGGAAAUGUCUCGUGUAUAGCCCUGUUACACGAAUUGGAUGAUAUUCCCUUGAAUAAUAUUAUGGACAGUUCAAAUGGUGAUCCCGUUAAUGAUUCCCAUUCUUCUGAAAACACUAAUGCAGACAACUCUAAAUAUCCAAGGAGGUAUAUUUGCGUUCCAAAGACCGCGUUUAUUGCUGAUAUAAUAAACUAUCUCAUUCAUGAAUUGGUUCUAGACCCGGGUCUUAAGAUCGUCACUAUGCUUAACAAUACCGUCCUUCCUAAAAACCACAGCAUUGAAUUCAUUUGUAAAAGUCGCAGAAUAGACAUGUCAAAGUGCAUACUGAUACGAUAUAAAAUAGUUGAAUGA